GAAGCUGCCUCGCUGACGUUGGACAGACACAGUGAUAACUUUACAGGAAAGCUUCAAGGACAACACACACCCCGUGCCGUGGGCCUGAAAUCAUCUCUUCCUGCCUCGGGGAGAAGCCACCGUCCGUCCCGUCACCGCAAUGGUGAUGUCGCAGGGCACCUACACCUUUCUGGCCUGUUUCGCCGGCUUCUGGUUGGUCUGGGCCCUCAUCGUCAUGCUCUGCUGUUUCUGUAGCUUCCUCCAGCGCCGGCUGAAGCGCCACCGCGAGGAGAGGCUGAGGGAGCAAUGCCUGCGGGCGCUGGAGAUGGAGCCGCUGAGCUGCCACGGUGCCGGGUACCCGCCCGCUCCUCCUCCUCCUCCCCCUCUCCUUCCCCCGCCGCCGCAGCUGCCGUCCAGGGAGCCGCCGCAGUUUUGUCCGCCUCAGACGCUCUCGCCGCCGCUUCCUCUGCAUGUUCCCCAUCCGCUGCCACAGGCGAACUGGGUCAGCGCACCAGACACAGAUAUAUUUGGGAAGCCGCCCUGCUACGAGGAAGCCGUCCUGAUGGAGGAUCCUCCCCCACCUUACAGCGAGGUCCUGGCUGACCCACGGGGGGGCACCUACCUGAAGCCCACCCUGCACCGAGCAGCACCCCUCCCUCACAGGGAACAACAGGAGCCACCUCCAGUGUUUACGUCCGAGACCAGCAAGCCUCCUCCGGCUGCUGUCUUCCCUGAGCGGGGUUACUCCUCCCUGAUCCGCCUGCCGUCUGCUCGCCGCUGGGACUCCCUCGGUCAUCUGCUCUCCAACAUGGACCUGAACCACAACAACCUCCCACCACCAGAGAGCCGCUCUCUGCAGGCUGCAGCUGCCAUGGCCACCAUGCCCCGCCGAGAGGUUAGGACUCAUCCACAGGGCCUUGGGCUCCAUGGGGCAAUACCAGGGAUCCCGGAACUGCCAGGGUUCCAGGGUGUCCAGGGACUCAGAGGGAUGGAGCCCAGCUGUGGUCUGCCCACGGCCUUCCCUCUGCUUGGUAGGAGCACUGCCGUCUAG
This is a messenger RNA of Myripristis murdjan (pinecone soldierfish), 1030 nucleotides long. RefSeq names its product proline rich 7 (synaptic) (gene prr7). Lineage: Eukaryota; Metazoa; Chordata; Actinopteri; Holocentriformes; Holocentridae. Bases 140 to 1030 code for a protein of 296 amino acids. The transcript has 2 exons. The record is from RefSeq and is a predicted model, not a curated record.